AUGUCUGCUGGUGGUGAAAUUGAUGAGAGUUUGUACUCUCGUCAAUUGUACGUUCUAGGUAAGGAUGCCAUGUUGAAAAUGCAAUUAUCUAAUGUUCUUAUUGUUGGUUUAAAGGGUCUUGGAGUGGAAAUUGCAAAAAACGUAGCCCUUGCAGGUGUUAAAUCAUUGAAUCUAUAUGAUCCAGAGCCGGCUUCGCUACAGGAUCUUUCAACUAACUUUUUUCUAACUGAGCAAGAUAUUGGCCAACCUAGAGAUCAAGUCUCAGCUGCAAAGCUCGCCGAAUUGAAUGCGUAUGUACCUGUUAGGGUUAUUAAUGCUUUAGAUGAAGCAACAUUAUCUGAAUUUCAAGUGAUUGUGACCACAGAUACAGUUUCUUUGGAGCAAAAGGUUAAGUUAAACAACUACGCACAUAGCCAUGAUAUUAAAUUCAUUGCUACAGAGACAAGGGGUUUGUUUGGUUAUGCUUUCGUGGAUUUAGGUGAUGAGUUUGUUGUGAUUGACACAACAGGAGAGGAACCAAAAUCAGGAAUUAUUUCAGACAUUGAGCCAGAUGGAACUGUCACUAUGUUGGAUGAUACUAGACACAACUUGGAAGACGGCGACUAUGUUAAGUUUUCGGAAGUUGAAGGGCUUGAGGAACUGAAUUAUGGUACAUCGUACAAAGUGGAGUCUUUAGGACCUUUUGCUUUCAGGAUCCAAUCAGUAAAAGAUCUAGGAACAUAUAAGAAAGGUGGAAUAUUCACCCAAGUCAAAAUGCCUAGUACCAUGUCAUUCAAAGCCUUGGAAGAGUCCUUGAAAGACCCUGAAUAUCUCAUCUCCGACUUUAGUAAGCUUGAUAGAUCAGCUCAGUUGCAUCUAGGUUUUCAAGGUCUCCAUCAAUUUGUUAUCAAAAAUAAUGGUCAGUUUCCAAGGCCGUUGAAUGAUGAGGAUGCAAACCAAUUAGUUAAACUAGUUCAUGAUUUAGCUGCUCAACAACCGAAUGUUUUGGGUCCUGAUAUCCCUGUAGAUGAAAAACUAAUUCGGGAGUUAUCCUAUCAAGCGACAGGUGAUAUUCCUGGUGUUGUAGCAUUUUUUGGUGGCUUCGUUGCUCAAGAAGUCUUAAAAGCAUGCUCUAGUAAGUUCACGCCAUUAAAGCAAUUUUUGUACUUUGACUCGCUAGAGUCCCUACCUGACCCUUCUAAGUUCCCAAGAACCGAAGUUAACACUUCAUCUAUUCAGUCCCGGUAUGAUUCGCAGAUCGCUGUGUUUGGUAUCGAUUUCCAAAGAGCGAUAGCUAACUUGAAAGUUUUCCUUGUUGGUUCAGGUGCCAUAGGUUGUGAAAUGUUGAAGAACUGGUCCUUGUUGGGGCUAGGGUCGGGUCCCGAUGGUAAAAUCAUUGUUACCGACAAUGAUAUCAUCGAAAAAUCUAACUUAAACCGUCAGUUUUUGUUUAGGUCGAAGGAUGUUGGCAAAAAUAAGUCUGAAGUCGCAGCAAAGGCAGUAGAGGUAAUGAACCCAGACUUAGUUGGACAUAUUGAUGCUAAAUUUGAUAAAGUUGGAGCUGAAACCGAAGAAAUUUUUGAUGGGGAAUUUUGGCAAGGCUUGGACUUUGUGACCAAUGCAUUGGAUAACGUUGACGCACGUACCUAUGUGGAUCGCCGUUGCGUCUUUUACAAGCUACCUUUACUUGAAUCAGGUACUCUUGGUACUAAAGGUAAUACUCAAGUGGUCAUUCCAAAGUUAACUGAAUCGUAUUCUUCAUCCAGAGAUCCUCCAGAGAAAUCUAUUCCAUUGUGUACACUAAGAUCUUUUCCUAACAAAAUUGAUCAUACUAUUGCUUGGGCCAAAUCCCUAUUCUUGAGCUAUUUUACAGAAGCUCCAGAGAAUGUUAACAUGUAUUUGACUCAACCAAACUUCGUAGAUCAAACUUUGAAACAAGCUGGAGAUGUUAAGGGAAUUCUUGAAUCAAUUUCGGAUUCCUUAAAUAACAGACCUUACAAUUAUGAAGAUUGUAUUAAGUGGGCAAGAAUAGAAUUUGAAAAGAAAUUCAACCACGAUAUACAGCAACUAUUGUACAACUUUCCCAAAGAUGCAAAGACGUCAAGUGGGGCUCCCUUCUGGUCUGGCCCAAAGCGUGCCCCAGACCCGUUAGUAUUCGAUAUAUUCAACCCAUAUCAUUUUCAGUACAUUGUUGGAGGCGCGAGCUUGCAUGCAUUCAAUUACGGUCUAAAGGGGGAUGACGGUGAGCCUGAUAUUGAAUAUUAUAAGCAGGUUUUGUCGACUGUUAACGUCCCAGAAUUUACUCCAAAAUCUGAUGUAAAAAUCCAAUCAAGUGAUGAUGAACCUGAUCCAAAUGCUAAUAACCACUUUGAAGGUGAUGUGUUGGAGCAGUUGGCGAUGUCUUUGCCGGAUCCGUCUACUUUAGCCGGUUUCCAAAUGAUCCCAACAGAAUUUGAAAAGGACGAUGAUACUAAUCACCAUAUUGAAUUCAUCACUGCGGCUUCUAACAAUAGGGCAUUAAACUAUCACAUUGAUCCGGCUGACCGUCAAAAGACAAAAUUCAUUGCAGGUCGUAUCAUCCCGGCCAUCGCAACCACUACAGGUUUGGUUACAGGUUUAGUUAAUUUAGAGUUGUACAAAGUAGUGGACGGGAAAACGGAUAUCGAACAGUAUAAAAACGGCUUUGUUAAUUUAGCCUUACCAUUUAUGGGGUUUUCUGAACCAAUUGCAUCUCCUCAGGGUAAAUACAACAAAAAAACAUAUGAUAAAAUCUGGGAUAGAUUUGACAUCCAAAGUAACAUUAAAUUAAAAGAUUUAAUAAAGCAUUUUAAAGAGCAGGAAGGAUUGGAUAUCACCAUGUUGUCAUAUGGCGUUUCUUUAUUGUAUGCUUCAUUCUUCCCGCCUAAGAAGCUGAAGGAUAGACUAAAUUUACCAAUUACAGAAGUUGUCAAGUUGGUCACAAAGAAUGAAAUUCCCUCUCAUGUGAACACUAUGAUCUUAGAAAUAUGCGCUGAUGAUGAAGAGGGUGAAGAUGUUGAGGUUCCUUAUGUUACUAUUCACUUAUAA
This is a messenger RNA of Eremothecium cymbalariae DBVPG#7215, 3045 nucleotides long. RefSeq names its product E1 ubiquitin-activating protein UBA1 (gene UBA1). Gene Ontology annotation, biological process: protein sumoylation. The coding region runs from base 1 to 3045 and encodes 1014 amino acids. The transcript has a single exon. The record is from RefSeq and is a predicted model, not a curated record. Gene Ontology annotation, molecular function: SUMO activating enzyme activity. Lineage: Eukaryota; Fungi; Ascomycota; Saccharomycetes; Saccharomycetales; Saccharomycetaceae. Gene Ontology annotation, cellular component: SUMO activating enzyme complex; cytoplasm.